UAUAAAGGAAUAGAAUUCUGAAUUUUACAAACAAUUUUCUUAUUAGGUAUUAUGUCAAAUUCGACAGUGAAUGGAUUACAAAUUCCGCUUUUUAUUCUCAUACAUUUAAGCCUUGCAUUUUUUUAUUUAGCUCCCAAUGUCAAUGGCGAAGCUUGGUGUUUCAAGUGCGAUGAAUUGGCAAAUUGCAAAGUUCCCACGACUUUUCUAAAGUACGUUCAUGAGGAGGACGAGGGCAAGAUAGUUAGAAAGACAACUGGCGAUUCCUCUAUCCCAAAAAUGGAUAGAUGCCUGAGUCCCGGUUACAAAAUAUCUGGCUCUGUACUAAAUACUAUAUGCUCUGGCAGUGUAGAUGGUAUGUGUCACGCAAUCGGCGCAAAGUCAAAAAACCCGAAGGCUGCAGUAGUGCAUUGCAAACUCUGCGACAAACAUUGUCAGUGUCGAGAAAAACGCGACGGCGGCGACGGCAAGGAAGACAAGGAACGCAAGAAAAGCAAGGAAGACAAGGGAAAUGCUCUAAAAGAAAACGCUAUAAUUGUAGUAAUAUGUCUGGCGGCCUUUUAUAUUCUCGUAUAAUAUACAUCAUUUUAAACCGCAA
Messenger RNA from Drosophila mojavensis, 595 nucleotides. RefSeq lists its product as uncharacterized. The record is from RefSeq and is a predicted model, not a curated record. Bases 52 to 573 code for a protein of 173 amino acids. Lineage: Eukaryota; Metazoa; Arthropoda; Insecta; Diptera; Drosophilidae. The transcript is spliced from 3 exons.